CAGGAAUCACAAAAUCCUCCAAGGCAAGCCACAUCAUGUGACACGGUUCUUAGCUUUGGCUCAAGUGGGAAAUCCAGACAAGAAGAAAAGAUACCUGUAUGCAUUCUCUGUCACACCCAUGAGCUCCAUGGACGAGAAAGAGCUGACUCAGCAACCACCCACUGCCACCAACUGUCCCUACACUGAACUAGUCAAAUCUUUGAGGGAGUCUCAAGAGGAGGCUGCAUGGGCCUAACUUCUUCUUUGAUCAGAGAGCUCUUGAUUCAGCUCAUCGCAAACAAAAGAGACAAGAGGACGGAGGACCCCCUGCAAAGAGAUGACCCCCUCCCCAGCCCAUGGGGCUGUGCUGGUUCUGUCUGGGGGACAAGGAGGUGGAGAAACAUCUCGUGGUCUCCAUCGGAGAUCAUACGUACCUGGCUUUAUCCAAGGGUGGGAUGGUACCGGAGCAUGUGCUGGUCCUACCCAUCGGUCACUAUAUGCAGCCUCCACUGACGCACCACCAGAGGUUUUGGAGGAGCUUGGAAAGUUUAAGAGUGCUCUGAGGAAGUACUUCAACAGCAAAGAUCAGUCGUGUGUCAUCUUUGAGAGAAACUACAAAUCACAGCAUCUUCAACUACAGGUUAUUCCAGUGACCAAGAUUCUAUCUGAUGCUCUGAGACAAGCCCUCAUAGAUUAUGGGCGGAGUAUGGGGGUGUGGCUUGAGACUGUGCCCAGGGAAACACCACCCUCAGAGCUUGCGUACACUGGUGUCCCAUACUUCCUGGCAGAGUUUAAUGAUGGGAAAAAUGUGUUCACAAGACCAUUUUCUCACCAACUUACGCAGACAAACAACCAGAUCACUGAAUAUAGGUUAUAGUAUGUUUCUACUACUUUGAGCUCAUGAGGUAAACAGCACUCUCAAGUGAGUAGGUAAGAACAUAUCCGUGAGUCUCGUCACACCGACAA
Halichondria panicea is the source of this 945-nucleotide messenger RNA. RefSeq names its product CWF19-like protein 1. Gene Ontology annotation, molecular function: RNA lariat debranching enzyme activator activity. NCBI's taxonomy places the organism in Eukaryota, Metazoa, Porifera, Demospongiae, Suberitida, Halichondriidae. The coding region runs from base 317 to 856 and encodes 179 amino acids. Gene Ontology annotation, biological process: mRNA splicing, via spliceosome. The record is from RefSeq and is a predicted model, not a curated record. The transcript has 7 exons. Gene Ontology annotation, cellular component: post-mRNA release spliceosomal complex.